Molecule: messenger RNA, 483 nt
Organism: Saccostrea cuccullata (small rock oyster)
Lineage: Eukaryota; Metazoa; Mollusca; Bivalvia; Ostreida; Ostreidae
Exons: 2
Coding region: 73-483 (136 amino acids)
Source: RefSeq, a predicted model, not a curated record
UGUCCGAAGGAGUCUAUAAAUAGCAGUAUUUACGUCAUCAAUCACCUAGACGGUUAUAACAUCUCAGACAAUAUGUCCCUGUCCUGUAACACGGGGUACCGGCACGGAGGGGGUGACCUCAACAGGACCUGUCAGGGUAGCGGGGUCUGGAGCGCUCCCCUACCACAGUGUAACAGAUGCACGUGCCCGUGUGAUCGGGUUCAUCCAGUCCAGAACCUGACGGCAGAGGAACUCAACAACAAAAUAGAAGAAUUGAAAAAAGAACUAGUGGUCAACACUCGGACUCUGUCAAGUUUUAUAAGGAAACGAACGAGUGCGUCUGACGAGCGUCCGUCAGCCACAGGAGUGGGGGUUAUUUUAGGGGUCGGGAUAUUAACUUUUCUGUGUGCGAUCAUUUUUAUUCCAGAUAUCCCAAAACUAAAACACGAUCUCAGAAAUAAUGCUGUAAUACAAUAUUUAAAUGGAAGAUUUUUUUCUCGGUAA